Zingiber officinale is the source of this 3322-nucleotide messenger RNA. RefSeq names its product coatomer subunit beta-1-like. Bases 222 to 3074 code for a protein of 950 amino acids. NCBI's taxonomy places the organism in Eukaryota, Viridiplantae, Streptophyta, Magnoliopsida, Zingiberales, Zingiberaceae. Gene Ontology annotation, cellular component: cytoplasm; COPI vesicle coat. Gene Ontology annotation, biological process: intracellular protein transport; intra-Golgi vesicle-mediated transport; endoplasmic reticulum to Golgi vesicle-mediated transport. Gene Ontology annotation, molecular function: structural molecule activity. The record is from RefSeq and is a predicted model, not a curated record. The transcript has 4 exons.
CGUCUUCCGCUUCGCUUCUCGCUCCCUUCGAGCUUCGUUCCAUCGCCGGCGAUUCAGAUCUCCACCGGAGGCCACGAGGAAUUUCGUGCACAAGCCGUACGAUCGCCGGAUCUCGCUAUUUUACUGCCUGGUUACGUUAUCCUCCGUUCCGACCCCCUUGUUCGAACACAGAUCUAGGGUUUUUGAGGGAAUUACCUGUCGAAGUAGGUCUCAGUGCGAAGAUGGAGAAGUCGUGUUCGAUGCUGAUCCACUUCGACAAGGGAUCUCCGGCUAUGGCGAACGAGAUCAAGGAGGCUCUCGAGGGCAACGACGUGGAGGCCAAGAUCGACGCCCUCAAGAAGGCUAUCAUGCUACUGCUCAACGGUGAAUCCCUUCCCCAGCUAUUCAUCACCAUCGUCCGCUAUGUCCUACCCUCCGAGGACCACACCGUGCAGAAACUGUUGCUCCUCUACUUGGAGAUUAUCGACAAGACGGACGCCCGUGGCCGCGUGCUUCCGGAGAUGAUCCUCAUCUGUCAGAAUCUCCGCAACAAUCUGCAGCACCCGAACGAAUACAUCCGCGGCGUCACGCUCCGUUUCCUCUGCCGCCUGUCUGAGCCUGAGAUCCUGGAGCCGCUCAUCCCCUCUGUCCUUACCAACCUCGAGCAUCGCCACCCCUUCAUCCGCCGGCAUGCCAUCCUCGCCAUCGCUGCCAUCUACCGCCUACCGACUGGGGAGCAACUGCUCCCCGAUGCACCUGUACUGGUCGAGAAGGUCCUGUCGUCCGAGCAGGACCUCUCUGCCCGACGAAAUGCUUUCCUUAUGCUUGCCUCGUGUGCCCAGCUUCCAGCGGUUGCUUACCUCUUGUCCCAAGCUGACCACGUGGCCAACUGGGGUGACCUCCUCCAGAUGGCUGCUCUGGAUCUCAUCCGCAAGGUCUGCCGUUCUAACUCAGGAGAGAAGGGUAAGUACAUUAAGAUCAUCAUCUCCCUCCUCAGUUGCCCCUCUGAAGCAGUAGUCUACGAGUGUGCCUGCACCCUUGUAUCCUUGUCAUCGGCCCCCACAGCUAUCCGUGCUGCUGCCAAUACCUACUGCCAGCUCCUCCAAUCGCAGAGUGACAACAAUGUGAAACUCAUUGUGCUUGAGCGUCUCAACGAGCUCAAGACGUCACACAAGGAAAUCAUGGUGGAGAUGAUUAUGGAUGUGCUCCGUGCACUGUCAAGUCCAAAUCUUGAUAUCAAGCGCAAGACUUUGGACAUUGCUCUCGAGCUGAUCACCUCAAGGAACAUCGACGAGGUGGUUCUCACGCUCAAGAAAGAGGUUGUCAAGACUCAGAGCACUGAACUCGAGAAGAAUGGGGAGUACCGACAGAUGCUAGUGCAGGCCAUCCAUUCGUGCGCAAUCAAGUUCCCUCAGGUUGCUAGUACAGUCGUUCAUUUGUUGAUGGAUUUCCUUGGUGAUUCUAAUGUGGCUUCUGCUAUCGAUGUCGUCCUCUUUGUGAGAGAAAUAAUUGAGACAAAUCCUAAGCUCAGGGUUUCAGUAAUCACUAGGUUGCUUGACACGUUUUAUCAGAUUCGUGCUGCAAGGGUCUGCUCGUGUGCUCUUUGGAUCAUUGGUGAGUACUGUCUUUCACUGUCUGAGGUGGAGAGUGGAAUUGUGACAAUUAAGCAGUGCCUUGGAGACAUUCCCUUCUACACUGCCACUGAGGAAGGGGAGACGGCUGAUGCUUCAAAGAAACUGCAGCAGGUUUCUUCUGUUACUGUCUCUUCUAAGCGGCCUGUAGUGCUUGCAGAUGGCACAUAUGCAACACAAAGUGCUGCCUCUGAAACUGCUUUCUCUGCUCCAACAGUUCUUCCUGGAUCUUUGGCUUCUCCUGGAAAUCUUAGGGCGUUGAUCCUGUCUGGCGACUUUUUUGUAGGAGCAGUUGUUGCUUCUACUUUGACGAAGCUGGUUUUGAGAUUGGAGGAGGUCCAACCAUCAAAGACUGAAGCAAAUAGAGCAUGCACCGAUGCAUUGCUAAUCAUGACUUCUAUGUUGCAGUUAGGAAAAUCAUCAUUUCUUCCACACCCAAUUGAUAAUGAUUCUUAUGACAGGAUUGUGUUGUGCAUAAGAUUGCUCUGCAACACUGGUGAUGAUGUGAGAAAAAUAUGGUUGCAGUCAUGUCGCCAGAGUUUUGCAGCAAUGCUUGCAGAGAAGCAAUUUCGAGAAAUUGAGGAGAUUAAAGCUAAGGCCCAAAUUUCCUAUGCCCAGCCUGAUGAUCUUAUUGAUUUCUAUCAUUUGAAGAGUCGCAAGGGCAUGAGUCAGCUCGAGUUAGAAGACGAGGUUCAAGAUGACUUAAAACGUGCAACUGGAGAAUUUAUGAAAGAUGGAGAUGAUGCAAAUAAGUUGAACAGAAUCCUUCAACUCACUGGUUUUAGUGAUCCUGUCUAUGCUGAGGCUUAUGUGACGGUUCAUCAUUAUGAUAUUGUCCUUGAUGUCACUGUGAUUAAUCGAACAAAGGAAACCCUUCAGAACCUGUGUUUGGAAUUAGCAACUAUGGGGGACCUCAAGCUUGUAGACCGGCCUCAAAAUUAUACUCUAGCUCCAGAGUCAAGCAAGCAAAUCAGAGCUAAUAUAAAAGUCUCUUCUACGGAAACAGGAGUAAUAUUUGGCAAUAUUGUAUACGAGACUUCAAAUGUGCACGAGCGAACUGUUGUGGUCCUCAAUGACAUCCACAUUGAUAUCAUGGACUACAUAUCUCCUGCUACCUGUGCUGAUGUGACAUUCAAGAAUAUGUGGGCAGAAUUUGAGUGGGAAAACAAGGUUGCAGUGAACACAAUAUUACAAGAUGAAAAGGAGUUUUUGAAUCACAUUAUCAAGUCAACCAACAUGAAGUGCCUCACACCACCAUCUGCUCUAGACGGGGAGUGUGGGUUCCUUGCCGCAAACCUGUACGCAAAGAGUGUUUUUGGAGAGGAUGCUUUGGUCAACAUAAGCCUUGAGAAGCAGGCUGACGGGAAGCUGAGUGGUUACAUCAGGAUCCGAAGCAAGACACAAGGCAUUGCCCUCAGUCUGGGAGAUAAAAUCACCCUCAAACAGAAGGGCGGCAGUAACUAAUGGGCGCACCAAGUCCUCUCAUGUUUGAUCUCAUUUCUAGGGGUACUUGUGUGGCUAUGUUGGUUUUACGAGCGGUUUUCCUGUUCCUUACAAUGUUCCUUGUCAGUGGUAGUAUCAGCAGGAGCAACAAUCUCUCUUGGCACUGCUUGUAGUGAAAAUGUAUACACAGAUUUGUUAUUAUGCUUGAUCCAUCGAAAGCCCCUAGAUCGACUAUUUAAUAAAACAUUGCAAUUGUAAGUUUGUCAUUA